Molecule: messenger RNA, 3187 nt
Organism: Cryptotermes secundus
Lineage: Eukaryota; Metazoa; Arthropoda; Insecta; Blattodea; Kalotermitidae
Gene: CysRS
Product: cysteine--tRNA ligase, cytoplasmic
Exons: 12
Coding region: 90-2363 (757 amino acids)
Biological process (GO): cysteinyl-tRNA aminoacylation
Cellular component (GO): cytoplasm
Molecular function (GO): ATP binding; cysteine-tRNA ligase activity
Source: RefSeq, a predicted model, not a curated record
GUUCAUGACUAACUUCACUUCAGUGCGUAUCUCUACGUAGCCGACGUAGCCUACGUAGGAUGCAGUAGGAUGUGUACUCCACGACGUCCAUGACCUCCAUGACGUUCAGAGUCGCCACGCGUGUUGAAAGCAGAAUGGCAAAACGACCUCAGCCGGAGUGGCAACCACCUGAAAGAUCAGUGGGCCCUGCUCUCAAGCUCUUCAACAGUCUUACCCGCCAGAAGGAGGAAUUCAUACCCCAAAAUGGGAGACAUGUUCUCUGGUACAGUUGUGGUCCAACUGUCUAUGAUGCUUCACAUAUGGGCCAUGCGAGAUCAUACAUUUCAUUCGACAUCCUCCGAAGAGUGCUUUCAGAUUACUUCGGAUAUGAUGUGUUGUAUGUCAUGAAUAUCACAGACAUUGAUGACAAAAUAAUAAAACGAGCGAGACAGAAUCAUUUGUAUGAUGAGUAUGUAGUAAAAGGGCACAGCCUCAAAAAGAAUUUGGAUGAUGCUAAGAGUGUGUUGGAAUUAUUCAGUGAAACUGUAAAGAAGACCACGGAUCCUGACAAGAAAUGCAUGUUGGAAAAGUUGUUGGUUAGGAUGACAGGAGCUGUUGAAGAACUAGAGGUUGCUGUUAAGUCAAACAAUGAAGAUGAAACCAAAAAAGCUCAAGAGGUUUUGUUGAAGGAAUCAAAGGAUCCAUUGUCAGAGUGGCUGGAUUUCAAGCAUGGUGCAAAGGUUGCAGAUAACUCCAUUUUUGCCAAACUUCCUCAACACUGGGAAGCUAAAUUUCAUGAGGACAUGGAUGCACUUAAUGUUCUUCGACCCUCUGUUCUCACAAGGGUGAGUGAAUACAUCCCAGAAAUCUUGGAAUAUAUUGAAAGGAUAAUUGCAAAUGGUCUAGCGUAUGAAUCAAGUGGAUCUGUCUACUUCGACGUCUGUAAGUUUGACCAUCAAGAAGGACACCACUACGCUAAACUAGUGCCUGAAGCUUAUGGAGAUGUAAAGUCUUUACAAGAAGGAGAAGGAGACCUUUGCAUAUCUGAAGAUAGACUGAAUGAAAAACGAUCUCCAAAUGACUUUGCUCUCUGGAAGAAGUCAAAGGCAGGUGAACCUUGGUGGGAUUCGCCAUGGGGUUGUGGGCGACCUGGUUGGCAUAUUGAGUGUUCUGUCAUGGCUUCUGUUAUAUGUGGCAAGUCAUUGGAUAUUCACACAGGUGGUGCUGACCUCAAGUUUCCACAUCAUGACAAUGAACUGGCACAGGCUGAGGCAUACUUUGAUAAUGACAACUGGGUAAGGUACUUUCUUCAUUCAGGUCACCUAACCAUCUCAGGAUGCAAAAUGUCCAAGUCUCUAAAGAACUUUAUUACCAUCAAGGAUGCUUUGACUCGUCACACAGCCCGCCAACUUCGACUUGCAUUCCUUCUUCACUCUUGGAAAGACACACUUGACUACAGUGACAAUACAAUGGAGAUGGCAGUGCAGUAUGAGAAACUUCUUAAUGAGUUCUUCCUAACCGUGAAAGAUAUGGCAAGAUGCACGUCAAGCAGAACACAAAUAAAUUCUUAUAAGAAAUGGGAGAAGGAUGAACUGGAACUGAAUAAAAGAUUUAUUGUGGCAAAAGACUCUGUGCAUGCAGCACUAUGUGAUAAUGUUGACACUCGAGGUGCUUUGGAUGCAGUCAGAGAUUUGAUUGGAAUCUGCAACAUUUAUAUUCGAGAUAAAAGGGCUUCCAUAAAGGAGUGUAACUGCUUACUACUCCGAGAUAUAGCCGCUUACAUCACAUGGCUCUUAAAAGUAUUUGGUGCUAUCUCCACAGAAGAAUACAUUGGCUUCCCAAUAACUGAAUCUAAGGGUGCAACAAAUACUGAAGAAUUGUUGAUGCCCUACUUGUCAAUCAUGGCUGACUUCCGAGAUAGUGUCCGCAGCCAUGCUCGUCAGCUGAAAGCCACUGACAUCUUGAGAAUAUGUGAUAGAUUACGCGAUGACAUUCUACCAAAUGUCGGAGUCAGACUGGAGGACCAAGAAGGUUGUGCUUCGGCAGUGAAGCUAAUUGACCGGGAAUCUUUGCUGCGUGAGAAAGAAGCGAAAAAGAGGGCAGAAGCAGAGAAGGCCGCAGAAAAGGAGCGUAAAAAGGCAGAACGAGCAGUGGCACUGGUUCAGCGUGACUCCCAGAGAAAAGUGAAACCAUCAGAAAUGUUUCUGUCAGAAACAGACAAGUAUUCACAGUUUGAUGAUAAGGGUAUUCCAACACAUGAUACUGAAGGAAAGGAGUUGAGUAAAGGUCAAAUAAAGAAAUUGCAGAAACUUCAGCAAAACCAAGAGAAGAAGUAUAACGAAUAUAUUCAGUCAACUGUGCUUAAUGGAAUUGGAGAUUUGUGAACAGAAGUAUUACCAAAAUAAAAUCAGAAAGUUUUGUGCUAAUUUUUAAAAGGAACUCACAUUCUUAUGUGUUUGAUUUGUAUUGUUAAGAGCAAAAUUGUGCUAACAGUCUGGUUUUACAUGCAAUGUACUAUAUUUGAUCACAUUGUAGUACUAUGUUGUUGAGCAUUAACUACGUCAGUUUCCAUAUUUAAGACUGGUAUGACUGUAUUUAUAUAAGAAAUCUGUAAGAAUGUGCAGAUUGUACAUAGUCUGAACUAGAACUUUUACUUACUGGCUGUGCAGUGGCUCUGGUCACUUGGUUGCAGAUAAAAAUUGCCUAGUAUUCUGCCCUCAUAAGAAUCCAGUGUCUUGUUGGACAGUGUCAUUUUUGUAUGUUUGCACAGUGUGCAAGGAAGUAACUUCUGUAAGGAUUGUUAUGUCUGUUAUGACAUCCAGAUGUUUCAACUCAAGAAUGCUGGAUGGAAUUUAAUGAAUUUUGAUAUGAACAUUAUGCCAUUGGAACCCAUUCUAAAUUUGUACUUUUUAAUUUCCUGCAGUCGUUAGUAGCAACUUCACAGUUGUAUGAACCUGUGAUGUGAGGGUGGUACUAGCACAGCUACAGAAAUACAGUAACCAUGAUGACCACGGAGAGCACAUUAACCAUAGAAAACGUGGAAAUUGUGUUAAUGUUGCUAACCGUAGUAAUGACAGAAAUCAGUAUAGCCAAUGUUAGAAAUUUAAGAAAUCCAUAAAUGCAUAAGAGUGAAUUCAUAAUGCCAAAAUGCAAAGAAUGUGCCUGGAAACCAUGUGAGUUGCAAUACAAGUUACACUUUUAAAAUCUU